AUGGAUCCAGCCCCCCGAUACAACUUCAAAGACAUCAACGUCCAUGACCUCGAAGCAGCCACCCUCUUCGAGGUCAGGGGCUACGUGGCCGUCGUCACAGGAGCAGGCAACGGCGUUGGCCUCAUGGCCGCUCAGACACUAGCAGCAAACGGCGCUCGAGUCUACAUCAUCGGUACGAGGGAGGAGAUCCUCGACACGAUUGGGGAGAAAUAUUCCUUCAACGGGCAGAUCACGCCGUGCGUCCUGUCCCAUGCCAUCCCAUCCUCCACCGUCCCUACUGACGAGGUUAUACUGACUCCCAGACUCCCCGGAGAUACUUCCACUACAGACGGAAUCCGCGGCAUCGCAGCGGAACUCACCAAAGCCGAAUCAAAAGGGAUCAACAUCCUCAUCAACAGCGCAGGCGUCACCAGCGAGCCCCGCGCGAAAGGCACAUCCUCCGACACCGACUUCACAGACCCAGACGCCGUCUCGAGAUGGAUGACCCGCGACGGGGCGGACGCAUGGCGCAUCGCCUACGCCGGCAACGUCUGGUCGCACCAUUUCCUCACAGCCGCGCUGCUGCCGCUGCUUGUGAAGGGGGCGAAAGCGGCACCGGGCCAUUCGAGCGUGGUGCUGAAUGUGGCGAGUGUGGCAGGGGUGACGAAGACGCAUUCUCAGGGCCAGUUUGCCUAUUCGUCGAGCAAGGCGGCCCUGAUACACCUGACGAGGGAGUGGGCGCAUACUUUUAUGCCGUUGGGGGUUCGUGUGAAUUGUAUUGCGCCGGGCGUGUUCCCGAAUGAGAUCAGUAUAGGCAGGUUUGAUGAGGAUCGGAGGUCUAGGCAGGAGGAAGAGUUAGGGAAGAAAUUUCCGGCCGGCCGCGUUGGACGGGAAUCCGAUAUUGGCAGUGUCGUCCUUUACCUCUGCAGUAAGGCCGGGACCUAUGUUAACGGACAAAUCGUCAACGUGGAUGGAGGUGAGUAUCAUUUCGUUCCUUCCAUUCGGAUCAGCUAA
Messenger RNA from Aspergillus fischeri NRRL 181, 993 nucleotides. RefSeq names its product SDR family NAD(P)-dependent oxidoreductase. Lineage: Eukaryota; Fungi; Ascomycota; Eurotiomycetes; Eurotiales; Aspergillaceae. Gene Ontology annotation, molecular function: oxidoreductase activity. The transcript is spliced from 2 exons. The record is from RefSeq and is a predicted model, not a curated record. The coding region runs from base 1 to 993 and encodes 330 amino acids.